AUGGUUGCCAAGGUUGAAACUAACAUAGGAGAGAUGGUUGCUAAGGUUGAAACUAACAUAGGAGAGAUGGUUGAAACUAACAUAGGAGAAAUGCUUGCUAAGGAUGAAACUACCAUAGGAGAGAUGGUUGCCAAGGAUGAAACUACCAUAGGAGAGAUGGUUGCCAAAAAUGAAACUACCAUAGGAGAGAUGGUUGCUAAGGAUGAAACUACCAAAGGAGAAAUGGUUGCUAAGGAUGAAACUACCAAAGGAGAAAUGGUUGCUAAGGAUGAAACUACCAAAGGAGAAAUGGUUGCCAAGGAUGAAACUACCAAAGGAGAAAUGGUUGCCAAGGAUGAAACCACCAAAGGAGAAAUGGUUGCCAAGGAUGAAACCACCAAAGGAGAAAUGGUUGCCAAGGAUGAAACUACCAUAAGAGAGAUGGUUGCCAAGGUUGAAACUACUAUAGGAGAGAUGGUUGCCAAGGACGAAACUACCAUAGGAGAGAUGGUUGCCAAGAAUGAAACUAACAUAGGAGCGAUGGCUGCUAAGGAUGAAACUACCAAAGGAGAAAUAGUUGCCAAGAAUGAAACUAACAUAAGAGAGAUGGUUGCUAAGGAUGAAACUACCAUAGAAGAGAUGGUUACUAAGGAUGAAACUACCAUAGGAGAGUUGGUUGCCAAGAAUGAAACUAACAUAGGAGAGAAGGUUACUAAGGAUGAAACUACCAUAGAGAUGGUUGCCAAGAAUGAAACUACCAUAUAUGUUGCAAACUGUUGCAAAGGCUUUACUACCAAUUAA
Messenger RNA from Saccoglossus kowalevskii, 780 nucleotides. Its product is annotated as late embryogenesis abundant protein 1-like. Lineage: Eukaryota; Metazoa; Hemichordata; Enteropneusta; Harrimaniidae. The record is from RefSeq and is a predicted model, not a curated record.